GUGCCAGACAGACAAUAACGGGUAAAACGUGCUCGGAGGGGGUAUUUGAGGACCUGCGUGGAGGAAAAAACCGCUCUAAGCGAACAAUUCCCCCAGAGACUUUGGUUCCGCCGACAUGUUUCAUUCCGGACUGUUUAAAGGCAGGCGCUCCGGUUUCCUGGCGGAGAAGAUGGCGGCUCCUGGACCGGGGGAGUAUUUUAGCGUCGGGAGCCAUGUCUCUUGCCUCACCUGCCUAGGCCAACGUCUGCAAGGAGAAGUUGUCGCAUUCGAUUACCAGUCCAAGAUGUUAACUUUGAAAUGUGCUUCCUCCAGUGGCAAGCCAAACCUGCACGACGUCAUCCUGAUCAACUUAGCCUAUGUUUCUGACGUGGACAUAAUUAAUGACCGCACUGAGACUCCUCCUCCACUAGCAUCACUGAAUGUUAGCAAGCUUGCCAAUCGAGCACGGACAGAAAAGGAGGACAAGCUGUCCCAAGCCUAUGCAAUCAGUGCUGGGGUUUCUGUGGAGGGCCAACAGCUAUUCCAGACUAUUCAUAAAACCAUCAAAGACUGUAAAUGGCAGGAGAAGAACAUUAUUGUGAUGGACGAUGUCGUAAUCUCACCGCCUUACCAGGUCGAGAACUGCAAAGGCAAAGAGGGAAGCGCUUUAAGUCAUGUACGCAAAAUAGUUGAGAAACAUUUUAGAGACCUGGAAAGUCAGAAGUCCAUGCAACGUUCACAAGCACAGCAAACACAGAAGGACUCCACUUUAUCUUCUUGAGUUGGCAGCGUGGGUCGGCCAGAGACGGCGACGCAGGCGGUUCUGUUCCCACUGCCAGACAAAGUCGGCAUUCCUUGUCCUCAGUCUGAGACCACAAGGAGGAGCGCUGAGGGCCCUGGAUCCUGAAGAUCAAAAUACCAUGAAAUAAAAAGAAAAGACAAAAAAGAGAAGAUUAAAUCUUAAAUUAGACUUUAUAAAGAAUAAUUUAAAACAUGAACCAUAAAGCAACCAUAGUUUCCUUCAACUAACUUCUCCCAUUCUGUCCCCGCCCCAGUUUCCUUUUAACUCCUCCCCUUCUGUUCCUGAAGCAUUUUUCUGCCCUCCUUCCUUUGCCUUCAGUUCCAUUAAAGAGAAAAAGAGAGAAAACUAGAGCAGUCAGAAAGGCUUGUUAGCUUUAUUUUCUGUCUUUGUUUUUUUUUUUUUUUCUGUAUCCAUGUUCUACUGUCUGUAUUUUCUGUAUUUUAAACAAAAAUGUGACUUGAAACGCCACACUUUAAAGGACAUUUUCUAAAAUAAAAGUAACAAAAAUUCUGA
Oryzias melastigma (Indian medaka) is the source of this 1294-nucleotide messenger RNA. RefSeq names its product LSM12 homolog b (gene lsm12b). Gene Ontology annotation, molecular function: RNA binding. The transcript is spliced from 6 exons. The record is from RefSeq and is a predicted model, not a curated record. The coding region runs from base 116 to 760 and encodes 214 amino acids. NCBI's taxonomy places the organism in Eukaryota, Metazoa, Chordata, Actinopteri, Beloniformes, Adrianichthyidae.